AUGAAACAACAGCAGGAAGUGAGUCGCUGCGGUGGUCAAAUACAUACAGCGAGGAACAUUUGAGUUCAACAACUGCACGAUAUAAUGCAAACAUCUACAUUGAAGUCAGAGAAUUGUCUGUAAAUUGAGGGUUUCAGAGCAGCCGGGCAAAUGAGUGUGCGUGCUUUGUGGAUUAUUUCUCACGAGAAGGGAGAACAUGUGUCAACUUUUUCAAGGAGGUAUGCUACUGUGGAGCACCGUGCAAGGAGCCUGGCAGGUUCCUCUUAUGUAGCAGUCCCAGAAGACAACACUGUGCUGCAGCUACUGCUCACAGAGCUGGGACUUUCAGACUCAGAUAAGUCUUAUGUAGCUCUCAGAGAUGACUGCCUUCAUCGUCAGCGAUCACCAGCCCUGGAGCUGCGUGUGGACAGUCAUGGAAAGGGAACACUUUGGCCAGUGUUGGCCAUCUCGCAAGGGCCUCUUAUCCUGGCUUGCCUGCCUUUAGUGGAUGCCCCAGCUGAACCUCGGCCACCCCUUGCCAGCCUGCUUUCUGUCUCCCAAGGCCUCACACUCCUGGCAGGUCUGCAGACUUUUCUCAUCGGUGCUGGGAGUAAGCCUGAUAGCGAAGGGCUGGCCUCUCGCAUGGCGAUGCUGCCCUCUGUACUCCUGCAGGUUUGUCCACUUGGCACGCCCCUGGAUGUGCCACUCCUGGGGACACCUGCUACACCCACUGUGCCCAAUCCUGCUGGCAACCAGAAGCAGCCAGCCUGGAAGAUGGGUCUCCACCGCGGUCGAGCUGUGGUGAACGUAGCGCUGACAGAAACAGUACGCUCCAUGCAGUAUGGUAACCAGAGCAGACAGGAUCUGUGGGAUGUUUUUGGCACUGUGACAUGCAAAUGUGAAGUGGAAGGGGUGCUCCCAAAUGUGACGGUGACCCUCACACUGCCACCAAAUGGUUCUCCACUACAGGACAUCUUGGUCCAUCCUUGUGUCACCUCACUGGAUUCUAGUAUCCUGACUGCCAGUAGCGUGGAUAGCUGGGAUGGCUCCGCUUUCUCUGGGCCAUAUAAGUUCCCCUUCUCUCCUCCUCUGGAACUUUUCAGACUAUGCAGCUAUACAUCUCAGGUCCCUGUUCCCCCUAUCCUUGGUUCAUAUCAACUGAAGGAGCAUGAGAACCAGCUGUGUGUCUCAGUAACCCUCAAACUUCACGAGAGUGUGAAGAACAGCUUUGAGUACUGUGAAGCACAUUUUCCUUUCUUCAACAGGGAUCAGAUGGGAGUUGUGGAUGUGAAGGUGAGCUCUGGACAACUGGAUGUCUCAAAGGAGAAGAACCUGCUGGUCUGGGGCCUGGGACAAAAGUUCCCUAAAUCUCGCGAGGUCACAAUGGAAGGCAAGAUCAGCUUUUCUGGACCGACACCAGGACCCACAGACCCCCUCUGCACAGAACUUACAGCCUAUAUCAAAUUGUAUUUCAAAGUGCCUGACAUGACGCUGUCUGGGUGCUGUGUGGACCCGCAUUCAGUGCAGGUUUAUUCCUCUGCCAAACCACGAAUUGUAACAUCCCGAGAACUUCUAUCCAAAGAGUACUUCAUAUGGAAUUCAACAGGAACUGCUCCAGUUUCCUCUGGGCAGAUGAUGCUGUAGCAUGGUUACAUUGAGAGCUGCUCGGUGGAAAGGAGCACAGUUCAUAUAUAAUGUGAACAUGAUAGGACUGAAGACCCUGUUAGAAGCAUAUACAGUGAUCAGGACUGGCUGAUGAUAGAAAAUGAGCUGACAAAUGAUAGAAAAUGUAAAAAGACAUUUUGCUUUCACUCAUAGUUCACAAUGUGCAAACUCUGACUGGCAGAAGUAUUGAUUUUGUUGAUGGAUAGAUACUUAAAACAAAGGACCCGC
Molecule: messenger RNA, 1872 nt
Organism: Micropterus dolomieu (smallmouth bass)
Lineage: Eukaryota; Metazoa; Chordata; Actinopteri; Centrarchiformes; Centrarchidae
Gene: ap5m1
Product: adaptor related protein complex 5 subunit mu 1
Exons: 8
Coding region: 151-1623 (490 amino acids)
Biological process (GO): endosomal transport
Cellular component (GO): lysosome; late endosome; AP-type membrane coat adaptor complex
Source: RefSeq, a predicted model, not a curated record